Molecule: messenger RNA, 5158 nt
Organism: Melanotaenia boesemani (Boeseman's rainbowfish)
Lineage: Eukaryota; Metazoa; Chordata; Actinopteri; Atheriniformes; Melanotaeniidae
Gene: recql4
Product: RecQ helicase-like 4
Exons: 28
Coding region: 299-5005 (1568 amino acids)
Biological process (GO): double-strand break repair via homologous recombination; telomere maintenance; DNA replication
Cellular component (GO): cytoplasm; nucleus; chromosome
Molecular function (GO): four-way junction helicase activity; nucleic acid binding; ATP binding
Source: RefSeq, a predicted model, not a curated record
CCGACGCGGGAAAAUUUGUAAACAACACAGCGUUUCCGCUCUCGUUCUGAGAGCAGCAGUAUGCUACAAACAUAAUGCAUAUUAUCUCUGCUGACAUCGUAGAGAUAAUUUGAAAAGACUUAAUUUGACGCAAUGUUAUAGUUAAAAGCAUCAACUUAUUCUCUAAGUUCUGAAGAAUGGAAUCAGUAACGCUAGCUAGCUUUCGUAUGACAAACUGAAAGUUUGUGCAAUAUAAUUGUAAAAUCAAAGCUUUGAAGUGAUCAGGUUGGUGGAGUAACUUGUCAAACUUGUAACUACUAUGGAUCGCUACAACGAGGUGAAACUUCUCUUGAAAGGUUGGGAGCAGGGGUUCCUCAACCAGCACCAGAGGAAACCUAACAAGGAGGACAUUGAUCAGGCUCCAGAGGAGACAAGGAAGUUAUAUAAAGAGUACCGCAGUCUGAAACAAGCAAAAGAGAACAGCAGCACUGAUGUAACCAGGGAUCAGAGUCAAGCUUCAGUCACAGCUGAGCUUAACAAAACCCAGAAGGAGUCCGAUUGUUGGGGUGCACAUCUGAAUCGCAAAGCAAUGCCAGUGCCAUCUCCCAGACUGACUUCCCAGGAGAGAGACAGUCUGACGGCUUCUUCCCAAUAUUAUGGGCUUAAGCUAAAAAACAACCUGGCUGCACUUAGUAAGGAGAGACCAGCGUCACUGAAGAAAUCAUGCCUUUCUGGUCGAGUACCUCUGAAGUUUUCAAGAGAUGGACAAACUUUGCAAACCAACACUUCCAGUUCUGCUGCAGCUACCGCCACGACCAGAACUGCUGACCAAGAAUCCAGCCUCUUUUCUCCAAGAAUGAAGCUGCAUCUGGGGUCUCUGUCUUCAAAGACACAUCAUUCAGAGGAGCCUGAAGAGCAAUUUGAAUCAUUUGAACCUAAACCUGCAGAUGGGAGUUGCAGCAACAGUAGUUAUAGCUGUAAUAGUAAUAGUAAAGACAUUAGCUCUCUGUCCAGUCACACCUUAUUAGAUAAUUCUCCAACCAGACCCUCUGCCCUGUUGUUAUCUUUAUCUCCUCAGCGUAUGGUCGGGACUUUGAACAAAGAUGUUAGGGCAGCAAAAAAGUUGGAUGAAAGUGCGGGGUCUUUAGAAGAAAGAAAGGAAAAUUCUGACACAUCAGAAACUCCACUUAGGAGUAUUGAGUCUGAAACUUUUGUUGGCUUCAAAGGUAGACCCGUGCCUCCUGGAGGAUUCAGAGAGGGAAUAGCAGGGCGACCCUCUCCUGCCAGCAGGCUGAGCUGUGUUGACAGGAAGUGGCUAGAAAGGUGUCAGGUGUUUGGAGAAAUGGGAGCUGAGGAGAAGCCUGCAGCUGGCAACCAUGAAGUAAAAGUGAAGCAAAAGGGGGAGAAAGAAAAAGAAGAAGUUGAAGGAGAUAAAAGAGCAGAGGAGAAGGGAAAAUAUGUAGAGGGAGAAAGAGAAGAGUCGUGUGGUUUAGGAAGAAAGGAAGCGGUUGCAAAUACCACAAGGGAUAAAAUAAAUGAAAGUCCUCAACAGUUUGCAGGGAAACUGAGACAUAAAAAGGAAGGAGAUUGUGAGGAGAUGGAAAGAGGUCCACUUGUCACACCAAAGGAUGAUGAUGAGAGUAAUCCAAAAUCCAGUGGUACAAAGAAGAGGGGGCGGAAGAGGCAGAGAGAGGGGGGUGACACAGAGGGCCAUACUGCAACAGAAGGAGGGGUUAAAAAGAGGCAACGGAAAGGUAAAAAACAAGACGAAAUCACUGCUGUAGAUAUCAGUUCAGCUGAUGGAGGAGGAGAGAAGAAAAAGAGAACCAAGAAACAAGGAGAUGAUAAAGUGGGUGAAGAGGAAAAAGAACCCAAGGUAAUGAAAAAGGUUCUGCAAGAGAACCUGUUAGGAGAAAUAGAUGAGGAAUUUGGAUCUACCAGGAUGAAUCGGAUACAGCCUCACAAAGCAAGAGUAACAAAAUGUGCAGAGGGUAACUUUGUGAAGAUUAAUCUGAAGAAGAAAUCUCACGUCAAAGGAUAUGCUCUUAGAGGUGUUGGUUUACGUAAGCAGUUGUAUAUGCAGAAGUUCCAGCUGAAAGGAGAACGCUUUGGUGGGGGUGGUGGAUAUUUUGGUAGGGGACGGAGGGGUGGCUUCAGAGGGGGUCUCAGUCGUCAAGGUGACACCUGCUACAAGUGUAGGGGGACUGGACACUGGGCCAUUGACUGCAAAGGACGAGUUCCUCCACCUCCCGUUCCUGAGGAUGAGACUCCUGAAGAGGAACCAUUUGAACUACCCACCCUGGAAGAUGUUGCCAGGGCAACAGGAACGCUGCGACCAGAGCUUCUGGUAACUUCCAGCGUCAGCGAGGAGAAAUGCCAACAGGAAAAUGAAUUGGACACCAACCAUAAAGAUGAGAUGUUGCUGAACGUGAUUCGUCCUGACUAUGAACGCCCUGCUCCUCCACCACCCAUGGAGCCACUUUAUCCUCUCACAGAUGAUGGGAAAGUCCAGGAAACACCCAAUGAAGUCUAUGCUGCUCUAAGAGACCUUGGCUACGACUCGUUUAGACCAGGACAGGAGGAAGCCAUCAUGAGGAUCCUGUCAGGUCUCUCCACUCUCGUAGUGUUGUCAACAGGAAUGGGUAAAUCGUUGUGUUAUCAGCUCCCAGCUUAUCUUUAUGCUCAACGAACAAAAUGCAUCACUUUGGUUAUUUCACCUUUAGUUUCUCUAAUGGACGACCAGCUUUCUGGUGUGCCAGCCAAGCUGAAGGCUGCCUGUAUACACUCUAACAUGACAAUGAAGCAGAGAGAAGCUGCAAUAGAAAAGGUGAAGGCCGGCCAGGUUUGUGUGUUGCUCCUCUCUCCAGAGGCUUUGGUGGGUGGAGGAGGCUCGGGUGCGGGAUGUCUACCUUCUGCUCAGGAGCUGCCUCCUGUGGCUUUUGCUUGUAUAGAUGAAGCACAUUGUGUGUCAGAGUGGUCACAUAACUUCCGACCUUGCUACCUAAGACUCUGUAAGGUAUUGCGGGAGCGUCUUGGAGUGCAGUGCUUGCUAGGACUCACAGCUACUGCCACAUUGUCCACGGCCCUGGACAUCGCUCACCAUCUAGAUAUCAGUGAUCAAGACGGGAUUGCUGUGAGAUCUGCAGCCGUGCCUCCAAACCUGAAUCUGUCUGUGUCCACGGAUAAAGAAAAAGAUGAGGCUUUAGUGUCCUUGUUAAAAGGUGAUCGCUUUGGUUGUCUGGACUCCAUCAUUGUCUACUGCACCAGACGAGAGGAGACUGUUCGUGUGGCAGCUCUGCUCCGGACCUGCUUGCAGAGGGUGCUGGUGAAAGAAAACAACCAAAUCACUAGUGACAAGACACAGAACAACCCUGUUGGACAGAAAAAGAAAGAACUUGCCCGAAAGAAGAUUCGUAAACCCCUGAAAUGGCAGGCGGAGUCUUACCACGCUGGGUUGUCGGGGUCGGAGCGACGGCGUGUCCAGAACAACUUCAUGUGUGGGGAGCUCAGGAUUGUGGUAGCCACUGUGGCGUUUGGCAUGGGUCUGGAUAAAUCUGAUGUUCGUGGUAUCAUUCACUACAACAUGCCAAAGAGCUUUGAGAGCUAUGUUCAGGAAAUUGGGAGGGCAGGGAGAGAUGGAGAACCAGCCCACUGCCACCUCUUCCUGGACCCGGAGGGUGGGGACCUCCAUGAGCUCCGCCGGCAUAUCUAUGCUGACACUGUGGACUACUACACAAUCAAAAGACUGGUGCAGAAGGUUUUCCCUGGAUGCAAAUGUAAAAAGAUACACCAGAAGCAACAUGAACUCUGGAAGGAGGUUGAAGACUCUGAGCUGUUGGAGAUGAUGGACAUGUGUGAUCAUGAAAGUAAGCUCAACCAAUCAAUGCAUCAAGAAGAUGCACAUGCAGACAAACCAGAACCUGCUGCUGCACAGGUGACUGAAGAGAUUUCAGACGGCAAGUCAGCUGAGCGGUCACUCGUAGGAAAAGACAAGAAACAGGAGGAUGAGAUUAGAGAGAACCCAACAGAUCAAGACAAAGGAUCUGAUUGGUUGGGAGACCACAAAGUUGAAAGCGGUAAUUGGCCCAAGGAGCGGGUGUGCCACACUCACGAAAGAGCGAUUCCCAUCCAAGAGACGGUCGAAGCUCUGGACAUCACAGAGGAAGGUGUGGAAACGCUGCUCUGCUAUCUGGAGCUCCAUCCGCAGCGAUUUGUUGAGCUUCUCCACCCGACUCUGUCUGUGUGUAAAGUCAGCUGUUACGAUGGACCAAGACAACUCCAGAAAAUCACUAAAAUCUGCCCCCCGAUUGCUGUGGUGUUGGCCAGGAGGAGGAUGGCCGGCGAACGAGUGGAGAGGUGUGAUCAGCUGGAGUUUGAUGUUGUGGAGGUGGCCGACACUAUGGGAUGGCAGCUUCCCCUCGUGAAGAGAGGACUCAGACAGCUGCAGUGGAGCACUGACAGAGCUGGUGGGCGAAGUGGUGUCCUUGUUGAAUUCUCCUCCCCUUCUUUCUACUUUCGUUCCUAUGGCGACCUUAGUGAUGAGGAGAUGGACAGGGUUUGCCAGUUUCUCCAUAAUCGAGUGCAGGCCCAAGAGAGAGCACAGCUGUACCAGCUUACUUCUUGUUUUAAAGCCUUCAAGAGUGUUGCCUUCCGAAGCGUUUCGUCUUGUCUAGAUAAUUUGGACGAGAGUCGCAGUUUGCAGCUGAAAAAGCUCCUCUCUGACUAUUUUGAUAAGAGGCGUGACAGAGACCACACACUUCAGCCAGUGGAGCUCGAGGAACUUGACAAAUAUAAGCUGCUGGACUGGGAGAAUCAGAUCCGAGCCGAUAUCAGAAGUUUUCUUGCCAUCCGAAGUGAUGAGAAGUUUUCUGGCAGAGCUGUUGCUAGAAUCUUUCAUGGCAUUGGCAGUCCUUGUUAUCCUGCUCAAACUUACGGCAAAGACAGACGUUACUGGAGGAAAUACAUCCAGUUUGACUUUAACCAACUCAUCAGACUGGCCACUCAGGAAAUAAUCCGCUUCAAGUGAUGGAUCAAACCCACAGACCGUGAAGUUCACGUCAGCGAAUGUACACAUGCAAACCACAUGUGCAUUCUCAUACUCAUUCACACAGACAAUUCUUCCACAAAAGUGUGUUUUUAAUGUUUUUAUUUAAUUUUGUUUUAUACAUUUGUUGAAUAA